AUGAAUUGCUCUGCCUGCAAUAAGAAGCUACUUCGCACUGACCGCUACUUAGCAUGUAAUCACUGUCGUUCAAAAUAUCAUAUUGAGUGCCUAAAUUUAAGUAAAGAACAAUUUACGGCUUUGACUACUGAAUAUAAAUCAAAGUGGAUGUGUCCAUCUUGUAGUAAUAUAACUAAACGUAAACAAUCGAAUGUCAAUACGCCUGUCCAACAAACGCUUGUACCACUCGUAGAGAAACCAUUGAAUUCGCCCCUUGAAAAUUCAAGCUGUUCAUCAACCGAUUCCCAAUUAUUUUCCUCAAACGACGACAAUCUCGUCACCAUGGGUAAAAUUAGUACCUUAUUGGAUAAAAAACUUAAUAAUUAUCUAUCGGAUUUCGUGGAAAGUUUUAGAAAAGCAUUGAAGGAUGACGUCAAAAACCUAGUACAAGCGGAGAUGGACUCAGUUGUGCAGCAGCUUAAAGACGAUUUUACUGUAACCACUAACUUUAUAUGUGAUGAACAGUCUUCCCUAAAGCAAGAAAUUGAAAAUAAGAGUUACAUAAUAAAACACCUAGAAUCUGAAACCCUUCGAUUUCAAAAGGAGAUUAAUGUUCUGACCAAUCGUUUAACAUCAAUUGAAAAAAUUUCCCGUAGCAAAAAUUUUGAAAUUCAGUUAGUACCAGAAAGUCGAAAUGAAAAUCCAAUGGUGUUAUUCCGCAACCUGUGUAAAACAGUAAAUAUUCAAAUAGAUGAUGAGAACAUUCAUUCUUGCCGUAGAGUUGCCAAAUACGACAUCUCCUCCGAACGCCCUAGAAAUAUUCUUGUAACUCUCAUCAACCCACGCUUACGGGACCAAGUUCUCUCCGCAUGUUAUCGUUAUAAUAAAGCCAAUAAAGACAAUCCCUUGAAUACCAACAACAUCGGAUUAAAUUGCGAAAAGCGAAAAAUUUAUGUGACUGAACAUCUUUCUCCGGAAUGUAAGGCUCUUCAUGCUGCUGCUAGAAAUUUUGCAAAGGAGAAAAAAAUAUAA
Parnassius apollo (apollo) is the source of this 1011-nucleotide messenger RNA. The record is from the annotation of a GenBank genome assembly. NCBI's taxonomy places the organism in Eukaryota, Metazoa, Arthropoda, Insecta, Lepidoptera, Papilionidae.